This is a messenger RNA of Neopelma chrysocephalum (saffron-crested tyrant-manakin), 14602 nucleotides long. RefSeq names its product ST8 alpha-N-acetyl-neuraminide alpha-2,8-sialyltransferase 1 (gene ST8SIA1). The record is from RefSeq and is a predicted model, not a curated record. The transcript has 5 exons. Gene Ontology annotation, molecular function: alpha-N-acetylneuraminate alpha-2,8-sialyltransferase activity. NCBI's taxonomy places the organism in Eukaryota, Metazoa, Chordata, Aves, Passeriformes, Pipridae. Gene Ontology annotation, biological process: oligosaccharide metabolic process; N-glycan processing. The coding region runs from base 1 to 1080 and encodes 359 amino acids.
AUGCCGGAGCGCGGCCCGGAGCCGCGGCGGUGCUGCGGGAGGAGGAGGAGGAUGGCGGGGAUGCCGUGGAAGUGGCCGCGCACCCGCCUGCCCGUGGGCGCCAGCGCCCUGGGCGUCUUCGUCCUCUGCUGGCUCUACGUCUUCCCCGUGUACCGGCUGCCCGACGAGAAGGAGAUCGUGCAGGGGGUGCUGCUGCAGCAGGGCAAGGCUUGGAGGAGGAACCAGACUGCGGUCGCCCUGUUCAGGAAGCUGCUGGAAGAAUGCUGUGACCCUGGGCAGCUCUUUGCCAUGACAAAGCUGAACUCCCCGAUGGGAAAGAACCUCUGGUUCGACGGGGAAUUUUUAUAUUCUGUCACAAUCGACAAUGCAACUUACUCUCUCUUCCCACAGGCUACACCCUUCCAGCUGCCAUUGAAGAAAUGCUCCGUGGUGGGAAACGGUGGGAUCCUGAAAAAGAGCGGCUGCGGCAAACAAAUAGAUCAAGCAGAUUUUGUCAUGCGGUGCAACCUUCCUCCUCUAUCCAGUGAAUACAGCAAGGACGUUGGAUCAAAAACCCAGCUGGUGACUGCAAAUCCAAGUAUAAUUCAGAAAAGGUUCCAGAAUCUGCUGUGGUCUCGAAAGGCAUUUGUGGACAGCGUGAAGGUGUAUAACCACAGCUACAUCUACAUGCCAGCCUUCUCCAUGAAGACAGGGACAGGACCCUCCCUACGUGUCUAUUACACCCUGGCGGACUUCGGUGCCAAGCAGACGGUUCUUUUUGCCAACCCCAAUUUCCUGCGUGACAUUGGCAAGUUCUGGAAGAGCAAAGGUAUCCAUGGCAAACGGCUUUCCACGGGACUCUUCCUAGUCAGUGCCGCCCUUGGUCUGUGUGAAGAAGUAACAAUUUAUGGCUUCUGGCCGUUCUCGGUGGACCUGCACGGGAGGUUUAUUAGCCAUCAUUACUAUGACAAUGUCUUGCCUGAUUCUGGAUUCCACGCCAUGCCAGAGGAAUUUCUACAGCUUUGGUUUCUUCAUAAAAGUGGUGUACUGAGAAUGCAGCUAGAACCAUGUGGGGACCCUUUAAUCCAGCCUUCUGCCUGAGGAUUGUAGAAGUCGGUUUGGAAGAUCCAAUAGUUUUUAAUUUCCAUGCUCUCCAACAGGGAGUUCUGGUUUAUGUUGAUUGUUUUUAAAGGGAAAGUAAUUGUGGAUCUGCAUGGACCAUAAAAAUGUUACUUGAAGGCCAAAUGGAAUACAUCCUUAAUGUUUAGUGCUUUGUGGAACUGGGAUGGGAUGAAGUGUGUCUUUCCAUCGAGUCCAUUCAGCAGCAGUGUGAAAACAAUGUCAGAAGUAGCACAGCUGAACUUUCCGGGGACGUUUUUAAAUGACGUGAAAAGGGCAUUAAGGCUCGGGGAGACACAGCGCCACUCACAAGCUUUUGCUGACAGUGCCAAAUAUGACUGUCUGUUCAAAAAUCCAUUUCAUUCCAGAUCAGCACCCUGUUUAACUUACCUUUUUCCUUUUUUCCCCCCUCUGUUUGUGUGUGUGUGUGUGUGUGUGUGUGUGUGUGUGUGUGUGUGUGUAGGAGAGAAUGUGUGUGUUGUUUACUUUCUUUGUUUCUUUUCCCUUUUUUGUCCUUUUUUUCUUUUUUUUUUCUUUUUUUUUGUUUUCCCAAUGGAAGGAAAAGGAAAGGCUUAAAAGCCCCAAGAGCUGAGGACCACCAGCUCCUCUGAAGACUCUUGGGAGAGUGCAAGUGCUAAGAAUCUAGUGAGAAGAAUGUCCUAGGAAUGCCCUGCUAGUGGGCACGGACAAACCUACCUGUUGUAGGUUUUAUCGGGACAGUUUAGUUCAUUGCACUUACAGCUGUACUAAUGCUGUACUGUGGGCAAGAGCUGGAUAAGGCAAAUUGGUCUGAAAAUAAAACGUGUUUCAAAACCAGUAGUGAAGUGCAGCCUGGUUUCAGAUGACCUGCUGCAAGAUUUCCACACUGACUUUUGUAGCAGGGAUGGUUCCUGACCUGUUUUACUGUCCAGCCUUAGGGAUUAAUUCUGUAUUCAUUUGCACCCCAGAUGUUUAUUGACAGGGGAUUUGAGGGGUUCAGUGGAAUGCAGAAUGAGGUUCUUCAUUUGCUUAAAGCAGGAAAAUUGCAGAAAUGAAUGUAAGUGUCAUUUAAAAUGAGUCGAAGCUUUGAAAAUCGUUUCUCUGUGUGUGACUCGCUCUUCUGCUCGGAUUGUUACGUUAGCCUUAAAGACUUGUACUUUUCGCGCAAGAUUGUCUCUGGUUAAAGAGAGUCUGAAAAAUAAAACAGCCUUUGGGAGCACUGAAAAGCUGCAUAGCCAGCAAGAAAAAAGGAAAAAAGAGGAUGGCCUGCCCUUACAUAAGUCAGCCUCUGUCCUCGCAGUGGGUGAAUUAUGUCAGUGUGCGCAUUGCACACACACUGCUCCAGCCUGCACAGCGCCUGAAGGACUGUUUUAUUUUGGGUUGUUACUUGGGCAGCAGAUGGUCCUGUGAUCGCCAUGUAAAUGAGAAAUCUUUUUGUUUGUUUGCUUUUGUUUAGCCCUGUAGGACAAGAAGAGAAUACCAGCUCAGUCCAUGGUGCAAUUUCAGCUGCAAGGUGUUAACUCGCCAUUAACUUAAAAAAUCCAGAUCAGUGUUCUCUUUAUUAUCCCUCCAUCGUUAGUAGCUGAAAAUCUAGUCAAGGUGUUGAAACAACAAAUUUCAUCAGGUUUCCCCAACAACUUACUGUGCUGUUUUAGCUCCAAAGUGCCAGUAUUUUGGGGCAUAUGUCCUGUCAUAUGUUGAUAAUGUCUCUCCUUGUAGACUACCAGCUGCAAGUUAUAUAGAAAUAAUUAAAAAAGAAAAAAGGCAAAAUCCAUGGCUCUUCUUUAAAUAUGAAUUAUUCGACUAUCGAUAUAGGAGACUGGGGGGGAAAAAUCAUGCUUUGCUUUUUAAAGCUAUGUUCCAUAAUAAAAUUGGAAUAUGGAUAUUCCAAGCAUAAAGCUGUUUCAUAGGAUUACAGGGCAAUGCUAAAGGGUAACGUGGAGAUUUGGAUUAAAUAGUGUUCUAGAUAUUGUUCUGAUAAAAUCUGAAUGUACCUUUAUAGCCCAUGUUAUCUUUGUCCAUAUUUUUGUUAAAAGUACAGUCAACGCACUGAUGAAACAUCACUUGAUAAUUCAUUCCCUUUCAUUAUGUUUAUUUUAUCUUUGAUGUGGGUACUUGGUGAAGAAGGAUUUGAAAGUAAAUUAUUUUCCUUACUGCUUGUUAUGGCAGAAUUUUACUGAGCUGCCUUUCUUGGAGAAGAAGAGGUGCCUGUAUGGUUUUUAUUGUACACAUCAAAUUUUGCACUUUUUAUUGCUUUAUAGAUGAGAUUAUCUGUGAGAACAACAGUUGAAAUAUGGUGUGCUUAAAUGGCACUUCAACAGGAUGCCAACAUUCCUCAGAGGUGACAGGAAAGGAGUAGAGUAGGGGGGAACUGCCUCUUUGCUGGUCAUUUUUUGGUAUUUUUAUCAAUACUUAGGAAUUCAGUUCUGAAACUCUCUGCCAAUUCUCCAGCCCUUUGAUAAUCCUUUUUUCCAUGUCUUGAGAAAAUAAUUGGAUUAGAAGAACAAGGGAAAAACAUGCAUUUUUGUAGAAAAAUUCUGUCCAGUGUUUCAUAAUAUCUGGCUUGUUCAUGAUGAACCAGUGUCCUGGAUAUCUGAAGAUGAUGUAUUCCCCAAUUCUGUAAGACUGAAUCUGUAGCCUGUGGUCUUUGUGAUUCCCUGUCUGCAGUCCUGAUGUUUGCAAGGAGAUAGCUUCCUAGAAAUUAUGGGAACAGGAGAGACCCAGGCUGUGUGUGAUGUGUGACUGCUGUUGGAGAAAUUGAUAAUUCUGGCUCUAUUCACAUGUAUGUAUAGUGAAUAUAACUGCAUCUUACAAAGGCAACCACCUUUGAUGAGGAAGUAAAGCAUUCAGGGGUAUAUAUUUUUCUAUAACUUCCAGGAAACUGGAAGUUGAGGAAAUAAGAUAAAUAAAUGCCCCUAUUGAGAGAGCAAAAUCUGUUUUAGCUGGCUGACUUGUUGGUCCAUGGAAACACUGGCCAGCAAUCAGUCUUUUGCCCAGCAAGUAAAAAGGGAUGCAGGAGAGCACUGCAAGUCUUUUUGUGGCAAGAGCAGCCAAAAAGACAAAACCAAGCAGCUGUGAACGUGAGUGGCUACUACCUGACAGAAAUGCUGAAGUAAAUAUGCUCCAUCCAUGCCCAGUGUGAGGCUUGUCUUGCCUAAAUCUAGGGGCAGUCCAUGUGUGGGAUCAUAGAUGUGAAAUAUGGCAUUGCAUGCAGGAGCAUAAAGAUGUGGCCACCUUCAAGAGGGAGGUCACGCCAUGAAAUAGGACCAUGCUUCUGCUUAAGGACGGGCACAAGCAAAUACAGGAGGAUAACUGUUAAGUGUGAACCAUGAGGAAUCAACACCUCACAGUCAUGGCAAACUUUGGUGCGAGUGAUUGUAUCCAUCCAGUAUUUACCUAUCAAUUGAUUCCAGUCCAUUGAUGGCAGUGUCCUUAAUCAAAUCUUAUUGCUUAUUUCUUUGAAGUAAAUUGGAAUCUUAAUGUUUACUUUGUUAGUGAAAUUCCUUACUCUAGUGUCUCUGUUUCCACUGUCAGUCCCCGAAUUUCUCUGAUAAUAUAGCUAAAGCUGCACAAAUCUUUGCCAGGUUGAAAGCUACUACGAUUCAUCUUCAAUAAAAACUAGUUCAGACCGGCCAAGUGAUUUGCUAAUGUUCCUACAUAUUGAUUUUAUCAUAGAGCUGACAAGAGACAGAAGUGCUAGAAUCUUUGCUCCACCUGCAUAGGAAGCAUUGCCUCACAUUUAUGAGUAGAAUAAAUUAAGUACCUUUAUAAGAGCUGUACAUCGAAGAUAAUUGGUACUGAAAUCUCUCUAGAUACAAUCUUUUUGGGGCUGUGUAUGUUUUUGAGUAAAUCAAGAUCAGUUUUUGAACUUGCAACAAAACUAUGUAAAACUUUUCCUUCUUGUUGAUUAUGAAGCCUUUGGAGCUCCUUCUGAAACAGACAAGCAAACAGAAACCAGCAAACUAAAAUCAUAGAGAAAAUGUGCAUGUGUUCAUGAGAAUAAAAAAUCUAUGAUUUUGGCACAAACCUUGCUACAGUGCUAAGGAUUCCUAUUCAUGAACAUUGUAUUUUUGCUGAAGGGACCAAGUUUGGGGUGAACCAGCUACUAAAGACAUAGGACUAAGCCUUUGUUACAGCUUAAGUUUUAUAGAAUAUAGAAAUAUUAGCUGUUUUUUUGACUUGACUACCUUUGUAGUUUUGUUAGUUUCCUCAAAGUGAUGUUGUGAGAUACACUGCUAAGUUAGCACCUCUGUGAGAGCUGAAACUAAGUAAAGCAUCUGCUUUUUUAAACUCCAUGUCCUGGACUGUGGUAGUUACGUAAAACCCUUCCUUUAUAUAUCUUCAAGAAAACUAGCUUAAGAUCUGGCUCACCCUUGCCUGUAAUUAAUAAAGAGUGAGGAAACUUUUGAUCUAGAAGUUAGGAUAUUGGAGGAGGUGAAUACUGUCUCACCAUUUGCUACCUGCUCUGACUUCUUCAGCUUGAUGGUUUAGUAAGUAUUGGAAGAAAUCCAGGUUAUAUGAAGGACAGGCAGUUCUUGAAGAGUUGGAUGCUGACAGAAAAAAAAGGAGGAUUAAAUUAGUGGUGUAAGAAAUUGGAGUGUAUCAGUUCUUUAUGAAGAUCCUCAGUGCUUAGCAACUGUAGGACAUUUUCUUCUGGCAGUGUCUGUGAAAAAGGGACUCCCUGGGACUUAUUGAUGCUUUUCUGCAGGAUGGCAGCAAAGCAAAAUGCAAUGAGGAGGUGAAACUGAUUAAACAGAAGAGUAAAUACAGUGGAACAAAGAAUGAUGAUGAAGAAUCUGUCUUUCCCUUCUCUCCUGCCACUCUACCUAAACACAUACAUCAAAUGGACUAACCAGCUAUUAGCUUUAGUCGCUGUGUUUUUAAUGAAAUGGUAUGGUGGAGUUUCCAUUUGCUGAUACUUCCAAGAAAGCAAAAAUCAUUGUCCAGAAAUGCCUAUUCCCCAUCUCCAUGGCUGUUUGAGAGAUGUUCUUAGGGCUGUGACUGUCCUGGUGUGCUGUGACCUCCCUAAUGGGACUUUCUCCUAUUGUCAUGUGGUUCCAUCAGAUUUCCUUCUGAAAUCAUCUGGACUUGUAUUUUGCCCCAAGACAUUUUCCUAAAGGAUCUCUGCUCUAUUCUUCCUGAUGACCAUUCACCUUGGGGAUAGAACUGGGAUUUUAAAAAAUCAACCAUAAGGUAGCUAAUACACUUUGUCAUUUGAACCACUUUUUCUUCUAAGGUGUUGGUAAAUCCAACAACACUUAGCUCCAAAUGGAAUAAUACUUCAUUUAGGUGUUGGUAAUUCCAUCACUGGAGAAGAGAAGGAGGAUGGACAAAGGAUGCAUUUUUCAAAGUGGUUGUUGUAAAAUAACAUCUGUUUCCCUGAAUUCCCAUAUUUUGUCUCUUGGAAUCUAUCAUAUAUUUGACUUUCUGUAGUUUUUUAACAGAACAAUUAGUAAAAGACUUAGUGAUCUCUUUGUUAAAUAUUAGCAAACUCGUUUUCCUAAGUGUAAUGCAAAUGCCUGACAGGAGGCUUAACCUGUCCUCCCUAGCUGAUAUUUCUUUGGCAGCAAUGAGAACUUAAACAGCUACUCAUUCCUCCCUGGUUAUUCAUUUUCAUCAGUUUUUAUUACAGCAGGUUGAGCCCUAGUGUAUUCAGCCUCUUCAGCUUAAUGCAUAUACUUUAAAAUGAAUCACACUCUGUCUUUUCAGCUGUUACUAAAAGGAAAAAAAGAAAAGAAAAAAGUGUUGCUAAUUGAAAAUGGUUGGGUAGGUUCUCAACAAUCAGGAGAGAGAGGCACCACCAGAUUCAGGAUUUUUCUCACCAUUUUGAGGUCUCUGCAGGACUGUGAAAAUACUCCAGCUGUGUCUGUGUGGGUUAAGCUGUGCAGGGCAGAGCAGAAGUUCAAGCCUUUACCCUGGUGGUGAUUUGUUUGGCUGUGACCACUCUGCUGUGGCUUUGCCCAGGACCCACCGGUGCUGCCCUGACCGGGGCUCAGGACCAGGGGAUGCAGUCCAGUGACCAGCUCCUGGAUUGCAGACCAGAUCCCAGAUAAUUACCCAUGGCGUGUUUAGCCCUCUCCUGCUCCACAGUUGGAAGUACUGGCCUUAGUGGAAAUGAUGGCAGCUCAUCCCGUUGGAGACCAGCCUGCUUCUUGCACUGAAACACUUUAAAUCCCUGGCAAGUCUCAGAAGAGCCUAUUAAAACUGCAUCUUAAAUUAAUGUAUGUGUGCUCCCUGCUGCUGUGGAGUGGAUCAGCUUUCUACUGAGCUGAAUGUUUAUCCUAUUUGGGACCCUCCAAGGCAAGUGAACCUUUAGCACUCAGACCACCUGGAAUAUAUUGUGUUAUUUGAUGUCUUCACCUUCCAGUUUAACCCCCCUCUUUUUUUCUUUUAGACUGGAUUUAACUACUGUGAGUAAAUCCAGAAUGAGUUUAUGAAAGCAGCACCAGCAGUAAUUGAUCUCUGGGUUUAUGAAUAAGCUGGUGUUCAAUAAAACACUAAAGUACCUUUUGGAUGGUUCCUGCUGAUUUCUAAUUGUAUAUUCAAUGAAUUGUUUUGCUCAGAUGGGGCCCAUAGCAAAGAUGAGUUGCAUCAUUUUCUGUUUAUUGGAAGGGAACAAUUACAGAUGCAUAAUAUAUUUUAAACUAAAUUCUUACGAACAAGGUAAGGCAUUUACAUAUUCUGCAGAAAGCUUUGUUAUUAUGUGAUUAUCUUGAUAGGAAAGGAAGAAAAUUCACUGAAAAUAAAUGAGCAGAGGAAAAGCACUUUUGAUUAGAACAGCAUAAUCUGGAGUACUGAGACCCAGAUUUGAGUCUCUACUCAGAUGUCUCCAACCAGGAUCUUGCUGUCCUACAGAAGUGCCAUAAUCACAAUUUCUUUUUCUUCUGUGCUUGUAUUUUUGUAGAAAAUGCUUAAACACUUUUUUUUAUGAUCCCUACAUGCGCUGAAAGUAAACAGCCCUUCUUCAGGAGCGCAAGGUUUCCUUUUGGGUACCCAGAGCAUUUAGUAUGCAGAGCAAAACCUACAGAAGAUGUCCAGUUUUCAGGAAGACGCUGUUUUGGAGUAGUCUGGCAGGACUCCUGCGGACUCAUGAGUUGAUUGUUGCCUCUUGAGCUGUAGAGGUCGAGCAGCUGAUAACAGUGUGCUGCACUGACAGUGAAAAAAGGUAUUGUAGCUGCAGCUCUGACUGCUUGAUGUUUCCCUUAUGCAGAGGGGUAUUUCUUUGUUCUGUGAGGGCUCUUCAAGUGUGGAUUUUGAUCCUGCAGAUCAUGGGCUGACUAGCUUUAAAGGCCUGGACUUUGUACUGAAAAUUGCAAUGAGCAUGGAAAUGCCUGGAAAUGAUGUCCUUUAGUGUGUCAUUUGGUCACGCUGCAUGGUUUGGCCUUUUACAAAACAGACCUCUCCGUAUCCAAAAGCCAUUUUAUCUGAGUAUGUGACUUGUAUAUAUGAGGAGGUCACUGGAAGGUGAAUGCCUGAUGCUGCAUAGAGCAAGGACUUCCAAAAAACGCUGUGGUUUUAUUUAUAUCAAUAAUGAAAUCCCCAUUGAGCCAAUAUUGGAUCAGGUCAGCUUUCAAGUGCUCUUGAAAAUCCCACUCCAUAAGCAUUUCCAAGAAUUGUUCAUGCACAGACAGAAACAGUAGAUUUUUUUUUUGUUGUUCGUGCACGUCACCUUGCAUUGAAAACAGAAGGAAGUGUCAAUCAGAGAUCUUACCCUUUUCAGAUGCCUCUGUAGGCUACCUAAAUAAUUUACAGGCACACAGUUACAUAAACAAAACAGCUGAUAGCCUGACGUUUAUAGCUCUAACGCUGGUAGGUAUCUUGAAGAAUUACUUUCAAAUCAUUGAGUGCGAAAAUAAUUGCACAAAUUUUACAUGUGAAAAAGAUCCUUUUUUUUUCUUUUGUUCUCCUAAAAUGAUGAACAUUAUUUUCUCCUAAAAUAACUGAACAAACUAUGUUAGAGUUAUGCAAGAGUUUUCCCUGGGUUUCAAGUUAUUCUGCACCUCUAGCUUUGUAUUCAAGUCCACACUUCUGCAAAGCUGUCUAAAUAAAAGGUCCAAAUCUGGAAAUUUAGACUACUCUGUGUGGUGUUCUUAGAUAAAAAAGUAAAUGUUAUACUCUAAAUUUAGUCAAAAGAAAAAGGAAAAACAAAUUCACAACAGAGGUUCAGAUCUUCUGAAGUCUGUUACUGUUUAUGCGCUACCAUUUAGUCGUGGUGUCCAAAGAACCAGACAAAGAUCAGAAAGGAGGUAAAUACACGAGAUGACUCAGUCUUUCUCAUAAUUGGGACCUACAGUUAUUAACAGAUGUUAGGUCUAUACUCUUUUACUUCUCUUUCCCUCAGUUCUUGUUGUACUGGGGUGAAACCUGUGUUCCCAAGUAGUUUAAAAUCUUUUCUGCACUAAAGUGAACUUUCCUCUGGGCUAUAAGCCUAAAAAAUUGACAGACAUAAGCUGUUUCAGGUUUACCAAUACCGAGUGCAAGCAAGUUUCUAUGCAGCAUUUCACAUCCUCCUAGUACUAAUUACUGUAUUAACUCAGAAUUAAAAGGAAGGCUUUCUUAUUUCCAAUACCACUUGGUCCAGUGUAUUUCCAGUCCUCCUUCCUGUGGUGAUUUCUCUGUCAGGUGAAUGGAGAUUGUAUUUAGCUUAGAUGUUGUAAGAGUUAGUUAACUCAUGCUUGGGAAGUUGAGUGGAAAAAAAAGCCCCAGACAUUUUAUAAAAUAUAAAAGUUUAUCUGUUUUGGACAGUGAAAACAAGCAAAUGAACCACCCUUUCUAUCUGACUGAAUUUAUGCUUUUGUGUUAAAAUCCACCCACAUUGUUAAUAAGUAAAAAAACCCAUUACCUUCAGGGAACACCUGGAGUGUAGGAAAGUGAAAGCUAUGCAUUUUUAAUUGGAAAAGAAGGUUUUCUCCUCUCUGCCCUGCCCUUCAAUUUCUGAGCCAAAUUCUCUACUCUCUUUUACUAUUCUCUAUUCUCACUCUCAAAUCAAUAGAAUUGCUUAGUGUUUAACCAGUUGUCUGUUCUCAAACCUGAGGGAAUUCAUCCUGUGAAAAAUUUAAAUUAAGCUAAUUUUAAGGCAAUGCCAGAUUAUGGGAUUUAGUCAGAGCUAUUCUGUAAACUAUUGAUUUUUUUUUCCCCACAAGUGUAGAUCAUGAGCAGUUUAUGCUAUGUGUUGGUUGGUUUUGUAAGGCGGAUAUCUUACUGCAUUUCAAACUUAUGCUGUGCUAAGGUGUCACAGUCUGAAAUCAAAUCAUGAUCUGUGUCAUGUCCUUGUUUCAGCAAGUUGCAUAGAAGAGAUCCAUGUGCUGCUCCAUCUGUCAAGUGUAUUAUAUGAGCCAAGAGAAAAUGAAAAAAGGAUUUUUCUACAGUGUGGAGCCUCACCGUUGACUGGCUGUAUCUGGGAAUUAGAUAUCCUCAAUUUAUCAUCCUUGAUGGAUCUGAUACCUGCCAGUGUUUCCACUCAUUGUCAAAUAAUUUUGUUAGACUUUAUUGAUGGAAUGGUAUGAUCUUUUCCCUCUGCUUUUCGACUGCAAUUCUUCUUUUCUGAUAGUGUUUGCAGGGAAGAAAUCUUUCUUUAUUCUCUUUUUUUUUUUAAUGACAAUUUAUAUCUAUCAGAUGUUGGUUUUCUUAAAAACGUUGGUCUUAUGCUUUUUUCCUGUGUUAUGCAUAGUAUCUUCUUUUCAAUGAUAUCUCAACAAAUUAUCUUCUUUUUAACCCUUAAAAGUCUUCCAGAACUGAAAAAUUUUCUGGCUUUCUUAAAACCCAGUCUGGCUGUAAGUGUCUUUGGGUUUCAGCCUAAAUUGCUUACAGUCAAGUCUUGAGUCUUUGGAAUGUCUUAGUGCACUCAUAAUCAAUGAGGCAUCAAUAAAAUAGAAAUUAAUUUUCAAAAUUGCUUUCAAACCCAGUGAAAAACAAGAGGUCUUUAAUAAAACCUUUUAGUAAUGGCCUGUAACUACCAUAGUGAUAAAAAUGUUUUUCAUUUUCAUUUUAUGUGUAAUGGAAGUUACAAGGACAUGAACAAAUCGAAUCAGUAUCAGUCCAGUUGUCCUGUUGGUUUUGGUACAUGUAAGUUUUGACCUUACAGUUUUUUAUUUUUUCUUUUAUUUGCAUCUCAGUGAAUACCUCUCAAGUUCUCAUCCAAUACCUAAAUUAUUACUAUGUGUCAUGUACAGGAAUUGGAUUUUAAUUAAAGGUUCUGUUCCACUGGAGAGUUUACUAAUAGUUGCAUUUUAAAUGAAGUAGGGUUUAUACUCUUCUUGAGGGAGAACUGUUUGGAUGAGAAAGCAAGGCAUGAAAAACCACUGCCUGGAUCUCAUCUUGCUUGUGCUGAGUACCUGUGCUGGGGGCAGAGGGCAGCCUCUGGCUCCUGAACCUCUUGGGGCUUUGGGAGCUGCUCUGGGGCUGUAUCUCAUGCUGAGCUGUGGGGCCAGGCUGGCACGGGGGUUUGGGGUAGUCCUUGGGCUUAUUCACAGUCCAGACAAGAGGAGAUCCAGCGGGGCAGCAGAAGGGGAUACGAGCCCCGACCCUCGCUUGGUGGGGGCUGAGCAGCAGCCACUGCCCUCUGCUUCCUGCUGCCUGCUCCCUCCCCGGGAUGUGGCAAGGGGUGCCUGGUGCUCAGACACAGCCAGCCUUGCUGACCCUACUGGGAAGGAGUUUUCAAUCUGAGAAGUAGUCUCCUAGCUGGAAAUGCAUCAAGCAUGGGUAUGUCAUCCCCUGCCCUGCCUUUCUUGGUCCAGAGCAGCUCAGCACCAGAGCUGUGUGCUGGGAGCUCCAUGUUGCAGCCUCCUGGUACCACAGCAAAGCCAAGACAUCAGCUGAGGGAUAAGCCAGCAAGUGUCUGGGCGCUCUUGAAAGGAGAAGAAACUUCCAAGUGCAACAGCUAUAGCAAUCAAAUAGCAACAAGGCUCUUUUUCCUUUGUUGUGGAAGGGAACACAGUGCAAAGCAUUUUUGUGCCACGCUUUAGCCACUUCCAGGUCAAGAGCUAGAAGUUUGAAUGUGCAGUUUGCUGUAAAUUCUGAUAUUUCACCCUGAGCAUAGGAUAGAAAUGUCUUCUAUUUUUACUUAGAGACCUAGAUUAUUGUUUUUAUAUGGUGUGUUGAAGGACAAUUAUGUAUCUAAGUUACCAACUGAAAUAUUGUAGAGUCAUUUUCAUCUUCUCCAAUUUUGGCAAGUUCAAGGUGACGCGGCAAUUCUGCCUUUCUGUUUCUUACUCAUACUGGACACCUGGCUUUAGCCUGUGUUAGUGCUGGUUCCAUCUGGCUAUUUCUGAAAGUUCAAGAGAAAAGAAAACAAACAAAGACAUGAAGGAGAUUUAUGGUGCUUCGAUGUGAUGUUUUUAUAGAGUGGUACAUUGCUCUGAUAAUGAACUGUGAAGUGUAGCAUGUGGAUGAUGAUGAAUGUAAAAGCCUGCAUGUGUUUUUAUUUGAAUGUUGUAUCCAUGACAUGGAUUAUUAGUAUGAGCUCUGUAGUGUAAAAAUACUGAAAAGAGAAAAGAAAUGGAAAGAAGAUAUUUCUAGCAGGUUUUGCAGUGAACCACAUCCUCUUUCAACUAUUUCCCUUUUCAAAACCAGACUCAGAUUUUGGUAACAUGAGCUUUACCAUAAGGAUGGUAACACACAAACUGCUCUCUUCCUAAAGUUAAAUAUACUUCUUUCCAGCACUGUAAGAGAAAAUCUAUUUGCAUUUCCAGCAGAUCAGACUUCUUCCCAGGCAUGGGCUCACUGGGCAGCACUGGCUGGGAGAUCAGUCAGGCUCACUGAUGAUGCCAUGCCAUAUGUUUGCUGCCCACAGAAUCCAAUGGUCUGUUCCUGUGCCAGGAGAUAGGUGACUGUGCUUUGGUACAGUUUGCUGCUUGCUUAUGGCUGGAAGCUGAAGUGCAAACUAAAACGCCAUGAGCUCCCUUCCACUUCUUGCAGGCACAGUCUCAACUUGAGGAAGUUUUGUGCUUGAGUGGAACAGAAAUGGACCAGGCAAAGAUUUUUCGAAAUUAGUAAUUUUACUUGUACCUCAUUGAGGUAUUUAUGAGAGGUCAGUGAUUUCAGGAGGGACCAGCAUUCAUUGUUGGAGCUGCAGGCAUCCAGAAUAUCUGCCCAGCCGUAGGUGACCAGGGAACCCACAGCUGGUUCAUCUCUGGGAUUAUCCCAACUCCCUGGUGUUUUGCUUUGGGAACAAAGUAGGUGAUUUGAAGGCAAGCAGCCCAGGAAGCAUUGCUUUAAAGCUUCUGCUUGCCUCUACCUGUAGUUGCAAGGUCCCUGCUCUCACCUUCCCUGUCAUGCCAUCUGUACAUCUCAGGCCUCCUGCUUUGUAGCUGACCCUGUCUCCAAGCUGGCUAUGAGAGGGGACAAGCCUUCCUCCUGGUGCAGUGCUCAAGAAUCAAUGGUGAUACCAAACCAUAAACCUAUGUUUGGAAGGAGCUCAGUGUUUGGAUAAAACAAGCUGACUUGGGAUCAGUCUGUGGUUUACAGUAAUGCUGAUAUACAAAGCCCAAGUAGGACAGGUGCAAGAUGUCUCCUGUAUCUUUAGGAACUGGGCAUAAUUGCCAUUUUUGCUCUCUCACACAGUAUUUCCAAAGGAGCAAUGUGAUGUGGGAUGUCAGUGUUAGCUGGUGAAUUCUAGUACUUUCAUUUGUGCUCCUUCUUCUCUUGCCCAGUUUAUUGAAAAAUGUGAUGGUCAUGUGGUAGUUCGAUGUCUUGAGGUGAUUUUGAAGUAGAUAAGAAAAUCAUUAUGCCUCUGAGGUUGCGUGAUUCCAUGGAUUUGUCUUACCUCCAGUGACUGGCAUGUAAUAUUUAUUGUACCAUUUAUGAUGUGUGUAAGCUUUACAGGCUGGAUGUUGUGUCAAAAUGACACGAGCACUUGGGUGAACAUCUUGAAUCAUCAUUAUUUUGGCACGCUCAGGGGCAAAGGUACUUGUGUGGAGUGUGUAAAACAUCACAAAGUGUGUUGUUGUUCAGAGUCUUGUGAUUAGGGCUUCGAUCUAAUUCACUCUCCAAUGUAGCAAAUGUUUGCUGUUGGCUAACACUGUUACAAGGUCUAAGGGUUCAUCUUUCUUUGCCCUGCAAUAAUGUAUUUUCUCUUAUGUCAGUAGAAUUUGUUCAUUUUCAAGUAGUGUGUAGUGCUCCUUUGAAGAAUGUCUCCUUUUCAGGUGGUUUCAUGGUGACUGUACCCCAAAAUGUCUAGAUGUCUCUCAAUAGCAAAAAUUGCUUUGUUAUUGAAUGUAUUAUUUAUUAACAUUAUCUCGUCUUUUUCUAGUCACAUUUUACAAAAUAUGCCACAAUCAUAUCAUGUGAUUUUUAUAAGGAAAGUCUUAUUUAUAAUGUUUGUGCAAGUGGAUGGAAACAAAUAACGAUUUUAUAGUAACCCAUGCCUUUUUUCAUAGCUGCAGAGUCUUAAUGAGCAUGAUCAGAAGGGACAGGCUCAUUGUUUCAUUUAAUUUUGAUGGAACUUUUCAAAGAUAACUAUUAUGUUAUUUAUUAUUUGGAUUUAAUUACCUUAACAAAUAAAUAUCUCCAUUUUAAGAAAUGAAAA